This is a messenger RNA of Eriocheir sinensis (Chinese mitten crab), 4037 nucleotides long. It is a transcript of the gene atms, whose product is annotated as RNA polymerase II-associated factor 1 homolog. NCBI's taxonomy places the organism in Eukaryota, Metazoa, Arthropoda, Malacostraca, Decapoda, Varunidae. Gene Ontology annotation, biological process: transcription elongation by RNA polymerase II. Gene Ontology annotation, cellular component: Cdc73/Paf1 complex. The record is from RefSeq and is a predicted model, not a curated record. Bases 105 to 1877 code for a protein of 590 amino acids. The transcript has 11 exons. Gene Ontology annotation, molecular function: RNA polymerase II complex binding; chromatin binding.
AAGGGUUUGUUAUGGUGAGGCAGCCCUUACAAGACCCAGCGCCGCCACUCACAUUUUUACCUUUAUUUCCCUUGUUAUCCCCCUGGUGAGCCUCCAAGCUGAAAAUGCCGCCCACAGUGAACCAAGCACACGCCGUGGACCGGGAAAAGCGUCCACGCACCGGAGAAAGGAGCCAUCCUCAGCAGGAGCAGAUUCACAUUCGAAGAUCUGACCUGGUGAGUCGGGUCAAGUACUGCAACACCCUGCCGGACAUUCCCUUUGACCCCAAGUUCAUCAACUACCCCUUCGAUUCCAACAGGUACGUACGGUAUAAACAAACCUCGCUGGAGAAGAAUUACAAGUAUGAGGUUUUGACGGAGCAUGACCUCGGGGUGACCAUCGAUCUGAUCAACCCCGAGGCAUACGUCCCAGUGGCUGGCGACCAACUCCACCCCACCGAUGAGAAACUGCUGGAGGACGACAUUCUCACCCCACAGGAUGCCAAGAGGUCAAGACAUCACCACGUCAAUGUGUCAUGGCUGCGGCGGACAGAAUACAUCUCCACCGAGCCGACGCGAUUCCAGCCGCAGACCAACGAGAAGAUUGAAGCCACUGUCGGUUUUGCCACGCGUAGGAAGCAACAGGCGGAUGAAAACGUAUACACAGACCGAGACAGCCAACUGGAGGCCAUCGAAAAGACCUUCAAGGAUGUCAAAACACCCCUCAAGGUUCACUACAGCAAGCCGGGGGUGGUGGCCGUGGAGGAGCUGCCCAUAUUCCCCGACUUCUCACUCUGGAAGUACCCGUGCGCCCAGGUCAUCUUCGACUCUGACCCGGCCCCUGUGGGAAGACCGAUGCCCGCCCAGCUUGAGGAGAUGUCUCAGGCUAUGAUUAGGGGUGUGAUGGACGAGAGCGGAGAGCAGUUCGUAGCGUACUUCCUCCCCACCGAAGACACGCUCACCAAGAGGAAGAAGGACCAGGACGAGGGCGUAGAGUACCAGGACGAGGAGCAGUACGACUACCUGAUGGCGCGAGAGUACAACUGGAACGUGAAGAACAAGGCGUCGAAGGGCUACGAGGAGAACUACUUCAUGGUGGUGCGGAACGAUGGGGUCUACUACAACGAGCUGGAGACGAGAGUGCGACUGAGCAAGAGGAGGCUGAAGCAGGGCCAGCAACCGAACAACUCCCGCCUGGUUGUGCGCCACCGACCCCUCAACGCCCACGAACACAAGACUCAGCGCUUCAGGGAGAGGAUGCUGGAGCCACCGGGCGAGGAGGAGGAGGAGGAAGAGGAAGAGGAGGAGGAGGAAGAAGAGGAGGAGGAAGAGAUGGAGGUUGAGACUCAGGAGAAAGCUGAAGGUGAAGGGGAAGGUGAAGAAGGUAGUCACAAAGGGUCAGACGACGAGGAGGGCAGCGUCAGGUCACGGUCCCGCAGCAAGGAGCCUCCGCGCAGCAGGUCAGGCUCGCGCUCCGGCAGUGGCUCAAGGUCAAGGUCGCGAUCCGGGUCGAGGUCAAAGUCUAGGUCGAGGUCGAGGAGCAAAACCAAGUCCAGGUCACGAUCCAGGUCAUCCUCGGGGUCAAGGGCUUCUCGCUCGCCCACUCGCUCUCGUUCCCGCUCUCCGUCGAGGUCAAAGUCAAGGUCACGCUCGAGGUCAAGGCUGAGGUCGAGGUCAAAGAGUGGAUCGCGUACCCCUGAAAACCGAUCCCGGACUGGUUCCCCGGCAAGCUCUGAAAGGUCAGCGAGGUCAGCAAGGUCAGGCCGCUCCAGCAGGUCAGGUCGUUCCAGCCGGCGGAGUGGCAGUGGGUCACCAGCCGCCCCUCAAGCCGCCACACCCCAGCACUCCGGCUCAGACUCUCGCUCCUCAGACUCUGGCUCAGGAUCAGACUCAGAGUGAAAGUAAGAAAGUAUGGAGAGAGUUUGUGGAGUUGUCACGUUGCCUCACUGGGUCGCCUAGAAAAAUGUUACUUCUUUUUCCUUUUAUAUAAUUUUUUCUUCACUUUUUCUUCUUUUACACACGAUUGAAACGCUUAUUCCUUUUUGUUUUUCCUGCUCUUCCUUCAUGCAUCACCAAACUCCAAGAAUAAUGUUGGUUCAUCCUCCCUUUUCCCUGCUUUUCUUUCAUGUUCUUUUUCUUUUGCUUACGAUUGAAACUCAUUCCUUUUUGUUUUUCCCACUUUCCCUUCAUGCAUCACCAAACUCCAAGAAUAAUAUUGGUUCAUCCUCCCUUUUCCCUACUUUUCUUUCACUCUCCAUCUUCAUGUGUUGUCCAGUCAGGUGCUUCUAACUCCCUUUUCCUCAGUUUUUCUUCUUUCACACUUUGCCUCAUUGAAUCUCCAAGCAAACUGUUACUUCCUACUCUUUUUUUUCCACUUCUUUUCACUUUUUCUCCUUUCGUGUGUUGCCAGAUACUUCUUACUCCACUUUCCUCGCUUUUUCUUCCUCCAUUCUUUGCCAAGCAUCCGAGGUGUUGGUGCAGGGGAAGUGUUUUAUUUUAGGCUAUCAUUGUGUUUGGCUUCCCUCAUUAUCGGUGGUUAGGUUAGGUUAGGCGAGCAAGCAAAGCCAUCGAGAGAGAAAAACUGGGUGGGAAGAAUGUGUGUGUGUGUGUGUGUGUGUGUGUGUGUGUGUGUGUGUGAGAGAGUAUGUAUCUGUCUAUUGUUCUGUCUGUUUGUUUAUCUGUUCAUAUUUGAAAGCCACCCAUUCUUUUAUAAAUAAAUAUAUGUAAAUUCCAACUGGUCACGUGUCCUCUGCUAUCGGUCCUUAGACAUAUGAGGACAAGAGAGAACAUAUGGUAUGGACUCGCUACCUUCUCUCACUCCUCACCGAAAGGGCCAACAGACAGUCAUGCUAGGCGGUGUGGAAUGGUAAUGGCAUGCUGGGACAAAAUUAUGGCUUGUCCUUGUGGAAUGAUGUAUAGUUGCCAUGUUUACUGUAGGAGAGGAUAUGAGGACCCACAACCUUGUACAGUGAAGUGCAUGAUAAGGUAUGCUAAUGCUGUUCAUGGUCUCAGUGCUCAUCUCUGUCGCAUUAAGGGCAUGAGCAAGGUGGAAAUACAUGUUGAUGGACUCAUGGCUUGUCCAGUGGAAUGAUUAUAGUCAUUGAAAAUACACACAAAUUAUAGAGAAGUGAAUGAGGGUUGGAGUGAUAUGCUGAAUGAUGUGACCUGAAUGAGUGAAAGGAUGUGUACUCGCUCGGGUAAGUUGAAAAUUAAAGUGAAAAAUUAUAAUCAUAAAAAACACACACAAAUUAUAGAGAAGUGAAUGAGGGUUGGAGUGAUAUGCUGAAUGGUGUGACCUGAACAAGUGAAAGGAUGUGUACUCGCUCGGGUAAGUUGAAAAUUAAAGUGAAAAAUUAUAAUCAUAGAAAACACACACAAAUUAUAGAGAAGUGAAUGAGGGUUGGAGUGAUAUGCUGAAUGAUGUGACCAGAGCUAGUGAAAGGAUGUGUACUCGCUUUGGUAAGUUGAAAAUUAAAGUGAAAAGUUAUCAUCAAUGAAGACUUUUAAACCUGAAAGUACAUGAAAAAGAAAUGAAUGAGUGUUGAAGUUACAAGCGGAAUGACAUGACCUGAAUGUGUGAAAUGAUUUAAACGCGCUAGCAUAAGUAGAGAACUAAGAUGAAAUAUUAUCAACCAGAAAAUACAAAAUAAAAAAAGAAAUGAAUGAGUGUUGGAGUGACAAGCGGAAUGACAUGACCUGAACUAGUGAAAUGAUUUAAACGCGGUAGCAUAAGUAGAGAACUAAGAUGAAAUAUUAUCAACCAGAAAAUACAAAAUAAAAAAAGAAAUGAAUGAGUGUUAGAGUGAUAUGCUGAAUGACGUGACCUGAACUUGUGAAAUGAUGUGCACUCGCUAAAAUAAGUUGAAAAUAAUUAAGGCGAAAAAUUAUCAGCAAGAAAUUUUAAACCUGAAAAUUACACAAAAAUGAGGAAUUAACAAGUGUUGGAAUGACACGCUGAACGGUAUGACCUGACCAGGGGAAGGGAUGUAUGCUAGCUAGAAUAAGUUGAAAAUUGAGGUGAAAUAUUAUCACCCAGAAAAUAUACAAAAAAAAAGAAAA